Molecule: messenger RNA, 2135 nt
Organism: Cricetulus griseus (Chinese hamster)
Lineage: Eukaryota; Metazoa; Chordata; Mammalia; Rodentia; Cricetidae
Source: RefSeq, a predicted model, not a curated record
GAUGUUUUGCAUGUGGAAUGGAAAAUGGAUUCCGAGUCUAUAACACAGAUCCACUCAAAGAAAAAGAGAAACAAGAAUUUUUAGAAGGAGGAGUUGGCCACGUGGAAAUGUUAUUUCGCUGUAACUAUUUAGCUUUAGUUGGUGGUGGAAAGAAGCCGAAAUAUCCUCCCAACAAAGUGAUGAUCUGGGAUGAUCUGAAGAAGAAGACAGUCAUUGAGAUAGAGUUCUCCACAGAAGUCAAAGCUGUCAAGUUGCGGAGAGAUAGAAUUGUGGUGGUUUUGGACUCCAUGAUUAAGGUGUUCACAUUCACACACAAUCCCCAUCAGUUGCACGUCUUUGAAACCUGCUAUAACCCAAAAGGCCUCUGUGUCCUGUGUCCCAACAGUAACAACUCCCUUCUCGCCUUCCCCGGCACUCACACCGGCCAUGUACAGCUUGUGGACCUGGCCAGCACCGAGAAGCCACCAGUGGACAUUCCUGCACAUGAGGGUGUCCUGAGCUGUAUUGCUCUCAACCUGCAGGGAACAAGAAUUGCAACUGCCUCUGAAAAAGGGACCCUUAUAAGAAUAUUUGAUACUUCAUCAGGGCAUUUAAUCCAGGAGCUACGAAGAGGAUCUCAAGCAGCUAAUAUCUAUUGCAUCAACUUCAAUCAGGACGCUUCUCUCAUCUGUGUGUCCAGUGAUCACGGCACUGUGCACAUUUUUGCAGCUGAAGAUCCAAAAAGGAAUAAACAGUCUAGCUUAGCAUCUGCCAGUUUCCUUCCAAAAUACUUUAGCUCCAAGUGGAGCUUCUCCAAGUUUCAGGUUCCAUCAGGCUCUCCAUGCAUCUGUGCCUUUGGAACAGAGCCCAAUGCAGUCAUUGCUAUCUGUGCAGACGGCAGCUACUACAAGUUCCUGUUCAGUCCCAAGGGCGAGUGUGUCCGGGACGUGUGUGCACAGUUCCUGGAGAUGACCGAUGACAAGCUGUGACUCUGCCUAUGAGUGCAGCUGAUGCCACCACCCGACGCCCUGUGGAUUCCUGGGGCUGGUGCCAGUGCCCCAGGCCUGUGGGUGAGGGGCUCGACUCCCUGGAGGACCUUGGUCUCGAAGCCAUACACGGUUGUCUGCCUUCCUGAGCAAGGCUUCUCAUUCCCAUAUCAAAAUGAAUCAUCCUCAUGGUUCUGCAGACACUCCGUGGCUUUGGGCAUCUUGUGCCCUUGCUGGCCACUGCCCUUUAGUUCAACUGUGAUGUUAGCGUUAGUGGCACCACCAUACCUUCAUGCCAGGAGACUCCCUGCAGUCCUAGGGACUAUCCAAGCAAGAGUCAGUAAAAGCUUGUAGGAAUUGGUGUGUCAGGGCUCACAUCCUAUAAAAUUCUAAUAGAGUGAUACUAGCAACUUGUCCAGUGGAGUACCUUCUGCCGCACCCGAGAAGCACUGUUCAGAGCACACACUGUAAGGUGUUCUGACCUUGUUGGGCCAUUAGAAUGAGUCACACCCCAGACCUGCCAUAUAGCAGCGUGCUUGUGGCACCCACUUGAGGCACAGUCCUCAGGCUGCAAGGGAGGCAGGGUCUCCUGGUUUAGUUUGGGUUAAAACAGAACUUCCCAUUACCUUUAGGGAACAAAGUAACACAUAGACUUUAAAAAGCACUCCAGAAGAAAGCAUUACUUAACUUAGGGGCCUUCUCAGUGCAGUGUCCACAUGCCUGUAGCUACCAGUUGUGUGGAGGGAAUUGCCUUGGCCUGUGGCGUCUACUCUGUCUCAUCUCUCCUGGCAUCCACAGGAACACACACUAGCAUUGGGGAUGGCAGGCACAUCCUGGUACUGACACAGGCUGCAGGUUCCAUGUUUCUGUGCCACUUGAGGUAUAUGUUUAGUUUUUUUUUUUUUUUUUUUUUUUUUUUUUUUUUUUUUUUAUGUAUCUUCUAAGAAGCUCAGUUUUGCGGUUUUGAUUUCAGGUUGCAAACAUUUAAAUUGUGCUCAGCAGCAGGUUCUCAGUUCUGCCAGUUUCCUUCAUGCCCCUGUAAUCAGCUAACUGUGGGUUUGAUGUCAAGUAUGCAUGUUACCUUAUGUGUAUUUAAUCAUGGAACUUAAUUUUGCACACUUGUUUGUACUGUUUCUUUGAAAUAAAAGUGACUAAUUUUGUUGUACUCUA